This is a messenger RNA of Asterias rubens (European starfish), 2738 nucleotides long. RefSeq names its product GA-binding protein alpha chain-like. Gene Ontology annotation, cellular component: nucleus. Gene Ontology annotation, molecular function: sequence-specific DNA binding; DNA-binding transcription factor activity, RNA polymerase II-specific. Bases 103 to 1320 code for a protein of 405 amino acids. The transcript has 10 exons. The record is from RefSeq and is a predicted model, not a curated record. Gene Ontology annotation, biological process: regulation of transcription by RNA polymerase II; cell differentiation. NCBI's taxonomy places the organism in Eukaryota, Metazoa, Echinodermata, Asteroidea, Forcipulatida, Asteriidae.
UUUCUUCCGUUUUGUCAGUAAAUAAACGCUUCAAUGCUGCUGUAGUUUCAGUAAAAAUUUGCCGAAAUCUCUUCUUGAACAGCAGUGAGAGAGUUUGCAGCCAUGGACGACGGCGGAUUAGAUGUUGUAGAGGAGCUGUUACAUGUUGUACCAGACCAACCUGAUCAGCCUCAGCAAGAUGAUCAUAUCCUUACCGCUAUGGAGAUAAAACAAGAGGGGAAAACACUACCUUUAUUAAGUGGGGAAUCGCCCAAAACUUCGCAGAAUGUUGUAUCUCACAUGAUGGACAUAGCGGAGCCUUUGAUAAACCUGAAGAAGGCCCUCGAGCAACGGUUACAAUGCAGCCUGAAAGACCAUGAGAUCUACUUACAAAACAGUACAUUGUUAAGUGAAGAGAAGAGUUUGAUCGAGCAGGGAGUCAUCGCCAAGGGAGUAUUGCAGUUCAGUGUACAGGUCAUAUCAGCACAAGGAGUCAAACCUCGAAUUAACAUUGUCGAUGUCAUAAAACCCAUCACAGUUGAAGUUGCAAUUGAGCAGCGAGCAGCUCCAGUACAGGUGGAAGAUGGGACGGGAUGUAAAUGGGUUGUGUGUAACAGCUACAAGGAGGAACAAGAGAAGCAAGGAAUACCCCUCGCUCCUAAAGACUGGACAAAGGACCAGACUAUUCAUUGGUUCUAUUGGGCCACUAAAGAGUUCAACGUGGACACGUGUACAAUGCCGAAGGAGCUGCAGCUUAACGGAGAGGAAUUGUGUCAAUUAACCAAGAGGUUUUUCAUCGCUCAGUUGCCCAAGGUACCAAAUGUCGAGCUUAUGUGGUCCCACUUGGAAAUUCUUAAAAAAUAUCAAAAAGAGGUUCGAAAGCCGCCGGAACGUCCCCUUCGUAUCACAGGAUUUGGAUCAGAUGACAAACUUAACUGCCAUGGGAACAGAACAGGUAAUAACGGGCAGAUCCAGUUGUGGCAAUUCCUCUUAGAACUAUUGACAGAUACCAGAAUGCUGGAUUGCAUCUCGUGGGUCGGCACACAAGGAGAGUUCAAGCUGAAGCAUCCGGAGCUCGUAGCCCAACGGUGGGGAGAGCGCAAAAACAAACCAUCAAUGAAUUACGAGAAAUUAAGCAGAGCACUCAGGUAUUAUUACGAUGGUGAUAUGAUAGCUAAGGUUCAUGGCAAGAGAUUCGUCUACCAGUUUGUAUGUGACUUAAGAAGCUUACUAGGCUAUAGCGCAGCCGAGCUGCAUGAACGUGUCACCCAGUGCGCUAAAAACAAAGUAAAGAAAGCCGCCAGUAUGGCACUGAAUUCUGAGAUGCGGAUAACGUGGUGAGGUGGACAUGUUCCCCGUAUCCGACAACAGUAUUGAAUGCUAGUAUCCAUUGCACAAUCAAGGAACCAGUCUAUUCACCAAGGUUCGGUUACACUGAUGUGGAAUGUCUGCAGAACAAGAUGACAGACGCUAGACUGUUUGGGGUGAAAGGAAAACAAAAUCUAGGUACACUGUAUACCACUUCUUUCUGCAGAUGCGGAUCACGUGGUAGCGUGGAAAUGUUCCCCCGAUAUCCAAUACCAGGAAUCAGUGGUAUUAUUCAUUGCACAGAAAGGAACCAGUCUGUUUGAUUUGGUUACACUGAUGUGCAAUGGUGGCAGAACAAGAUGACAAACGCUAUACUGUUUUGGGUGAAAGACAAACAAGUCACGGUAUGCGGCUUCUUUCUGCAGAUGCCGGUGACAUGGACAUGUUCCAUGUAUCCAACAACAGUAAUGAAGGCUAGUAUCCAUUGCGCAAGAGAGGAACCAGUCUAUUUGGUUCGGUUUAUUACACUGAUGCGGAAUGGCGGCAGAACAAGACGACGAACGCUAUACUGUUUUGGGUGAAAACCAAACAAGAUGACUGACGCUAAAAUGUUAUUGGCGACAGACAAACAUGUCGUGGUGCGCAACAUCUUUCCAGUGCUGAAGAAAAUGCGAUCGCACGUGAUCUAGCCAUAGCUGUAGCCGAAGUCGCUGUUUCGUUCAUGGCCUCAGCAGCUCUACUGCAAAGGCAUUCUUGAUCUCUACCGACUCAUGUUCUGUCUUGUGGAUGAUGGUUUAGUUUGACCUAGUUUUUGUUAAAUUUUUUAUACAUAUGUUCAAUGCUCUUAUUAGAGACCAACGAGAAGACUGAAGACAAUGAAGAAAUUUCAGUUUUAGAUGUAGGAGGAAAACCCCGGAGAAUUAUUCUUCCGAACAAAACCACGCAGUUAAGUAGGGACCGAAACCCCAAGAUUGGUCAGACUUGCUAUGUUUUAGUUUAUACUGAAUUUGCUUUUUAGUCCACUAUUUUUUUAAUUUUGUAAUAAACUAAUUUUGUUGAUCUGAUUCAGUUGUUGUGCAUUGCAGUCCAAUCUGAUCCCCUUUUAAGGUUUUUAUUUAAGUUUUACUCACGUAAAAGUGAUAUUUGUUUUGAUUGAGGUUGCCGGGGCAAACACAGUAUAAGUCUGGUAACUCAAUGAGUACAAUGGAAAGAACAUAAAUGUAUACGAGAAUAAGACUUAAAGGCACUGAACACUUGGUAAUAACUCAACAUAACUUUUAGCACAAAAACUACCUUACUUGGUAUACGCGCAUUUGAGAGCUGUUGAUAGUAAAAAAAACAAUGUGAGGACCAGCAUGCCCUCUGACGUUUUUAAGUGAGGUAAUUUCUCAUUCAAAUGUUUAAAAGACUUCAGGCCUGAAGCCUUUAUUGGGCAUCUGAAAACACACAAA